Messenger RNA from Polistes dominula (European paper wasp), 1459 nucleotides. RefSeq names its product yippee zinc finger protein (gene Yippee). Lineage: Eukaryota; Metazoa; Arthropoda; Insecta; Hymenoptera; Vespidae. The record is from RefSeq and is a predicted model, not a curated record.
AUCAUAUGUGCGCGAGUAUAUUGUCAUAAGCGUGUUAAAGCAGAUCACCGUAUAUAUUUAGCGUAGUGUAAAUGUGUCGAGUGUUUGGUUGCAACAUCUGUAUGAUUAUUAUUAUUACUCUUUGUUUGUACGUUUCGAGAUAUAUUGAAAAAUUGACCAAAUAUUCAUAAAGUGUUAUUUUUUUUUCUUCGUGAUAAAAGCAUACUCUUUAAAAUGGGGGUAAUAUUUUUGGAACACAUUGGUGGCACGCGUCUUUUUUCUUGCGCUUCGUGCGACACUAAUUUAACAAACCGAGGACAGCUGAUCAGUACUCGUUUCACUGGUGCAACUGGUCGAGCUUUUCUUUUUAACAAAGUUGUCAACCUUAAUUACAGCGAGGUACAAGAUAGAGUGAUGUUAACUGGACGUCACAUGGUACGAGAUGUAAGCUGUAAAAACUGUGAUGCUAAACUUGGGUGGGUUUAUGAGUUUGCGACAGAUGAUAAUCAACGAUACAAGGAAGGCCGUGUUAUAUUGGAACGUGCUCUAGUUACGGAGAGCGAUGGAAUGGGAGAAAAUUAAUAUCACAUUUCAAAUAGUUUUAUAUAUAAUAAUUAUAUAUAUAUAUAUACAUAUAAAUAUAAAUUUAAGCAAUUUUUAUAGUGCACAAUAGAGUUUAAGAAUCUGUUAUAGUUUGUUUUUUUUAUAAUCAGUGUAACAUAUAAAUUAUUUAGUAUAAAUCAAUCUAUUGCUGCAUAAAAAUGAUAAACAAACACCAAUAUUUCUCUAACUUGUGUCAAUUAUCGGUAUAAGUAUUAUUAAGCGCGUUUGUGUUUGAUUUUUCUUUAAUAAGUAAAUUAUUAUAUCAAGGGAAACAUCAACUUUCUCAUGAAAUCGUAAUACUAAUCUUGCCAAAUGUAUAAAUGUCAAUUGAAAGGUCUUUGUAGAAAAAAAAAAAACAAACAAGAGAGAAGAAAGAAAAAAGAAUUUUUUUAUUUAUAUAUAUAAAUGAUAUCCUAAUUAAAUAUAACGGUACAAUGAAAUUUUUAUUAAAGACUCUUUCAAACGUUAUUCAUGAUUUCAUGAUAAACGUUGAAUUUCAAUCUUAGUAAUAUGCUUCUAUAUUUAUAUUGUGUAAAUAAAUAUUAACUAAUUUUCUUUAGUAACAGAUUGAUCGUUCGAGACAAACUGAAAGUGGCAUGAAGAUUAAAAUUAAAAGUGCUACAAUGAAAAUUGUGUUAUUAUUAUAAGAACGUAUGCAAUAAUAAGACAUAAUGUUACUGAAUUAAAAAUCAAAAAAGAAAAAUACUAUCAAUAAGAACAUUUUUAAGAAAAUAUAUUAAAAUAGUUGUAACAAUUAUAAAUAAAUUUUAUUAUAUUAAAUUUAAAUGUAAUUAAGAGAAAUGUAAACGUAAGUGUGUACAAUAGGGAGUGUGUGUAUAAUAUUAAAUGGCCAAACAAAUAAAUAAUAUCAUUUAAA